This is a messenger RNA of Aspergillus ruber CBS 135680, 1994 nucleotides long. Its product is annotated as heme-dependent catalase. Gene Ontology annotation, biological process: response to hydrogen peroxide; hydrogen peroxide catabolic process. Gene Ontology annotation, cellular component: peroxisome; mitochondrion; cytoplasm. The transcript has 11 exons. The coding region runs from base 56 to 1822 and encodes 588 amino acids. The record is from RefSeq and is a predicted model, not a curated record. Lineage: Eukaryota; Fungi; Ascomycota; Eurotiomycetes; Eurotiales; Aspergillaceae. Gene Ontology annotation, molecular function: heme binding; catalase activity.
CAUUUCUCUUACAAAUACCAACGAAGCUAACCGGCUACUUCCUGGAUCGUCAGCCAUGGCAUUUGAACCAAAUAGUGUUGCCGAAAGGCCUAAGGCUGUUCACACACAUGAAGCUCAUCCCACUAUAGCCUGUAGUGAUGCUGGCAGGCUUCCUGGCCCUCCUGUCAGUAAAGGCUACUUCACGUUGCCCAAUGGCUGUCCGGUGGAACAUCCCCUUUUGGCCGAAAGAGUCGACAAAGAAGAUGGCAGUACCCGUUAUGGUUCUCAGUUGAUACAAGACCUGAACACUGUUGAGCAAAUUGCUCACAUCAGCCGCGAACGGAUCCCGGAACGAAUAGUUCAUGCUAAAGGUGUAGGUGUAUUUGGGGAGUUUGUAGUAACCAACAAGGACAUUGCGAAAUACACCGAUGCCAGCUUCCUUCAGCCCGACAGUGAAGGAAAGUCCAAGACUACCCGGCUUCUUGCACGGUUCUCUACCAUUGCUGGAGAGUUGGGCUAUCCGGAUACCGUCCGGGAUGCGAAGGGAGCAGCUUUCAAGUUCUACACCGAAGAAGGCAAUUUGGACUGGGUCUUCCUUAAUCCCGAGGUUUUCAAUCUCAGGGAUCCCGCGAAGUUUGCUUCUCUAGUACAUGCUAAGAAGCGUGACCCAGCUACGAAUCUGUUGGAUGCCAAUAUGUUAUGGGACUUUUUCAGUAGCCACCCGGAAACUUUCAACGCAUUGAUGAGAAACUACACGGAUGAGGGAACGCCCAAGUCGUAUUCCAGACUUGUCAUUUCCAGCGUCAACACUUACACAUUUACCAAGCGCAAGAGCAAAACUGAAUGGGAUCACCAUUUGGUCAGAAUCAAACUAGUUCCGAAAAAUCCCAUCGACCCCGACAAAGAUUGGUUCACUUAUGAUGAGGCCACGACGAUGGCUGGGAAGGAUCCUGACUAUCUGACCCGUCGUCUGUACGAUGAGAUCCAGCAGGGGCAAUUUCCAACGUGGAAGGUCUCUGCACAAAUCCUCGACCCAACCAAAACUUCCGUGGAUGUUUUGGACGACACGAAGGUGGUCCCGGCGUCUGAUUGCCCAUGGUUCGAAUUUGGUCAGCUCAAGCUCAACGAACUUCCGCAGAACUCCUUCGCCCAGGUGGAGCAGGCAGCGUUUACUCCGGCAAAUAUCGUCCCUGGUUGGGACAUUUCUCCUGAUCCGAUCCUCCAAAUCCGCCUGCUCUCAUAUGGAGACUCACAGCGAUACCGCUUAGGUGCUAAUCAUGACCAGCUGCCUCCGAACCGAGCCUGUUCGUAUGUUUACGAUCCCACUAGACGUAACGGGGCUCAUAACAUGACCAACUAUGCGAAUGCACCCAAUUACAUCGGGAGCAGAGAGCGCGACCUGAAGAAACCGGAUCACUACAAUAUAAGCUUCUUGAAUUGGCAAGGCAAGAUCAGCAGGUACCUCAGCGAAGUGAAAGACGUUGAUUACAAGCAAUGCCGAGAGCAUUGGGACACCCUCAGCAAACCCCAACAGUGUCGUUUCAUCAGUAACGUAGCUUCUUCUGUGGCGCCUGCUUCUUCUCCAGUUCGUAAGGCAACUAUCGCCGUUUUCGCCAAAAUCUGGGAAGCCACAGGAGCCAAUUCACCCACACAUCCUUCUCCUGGAGAAUUGACAAAAGCUCUUGAGGAUAAAAUCAACUCAAGACUCGAGAACAACAAUUCUAAGGGACGUAAUCUAGGUGUUGUUCCGGGAGGAGAAAAUUCUGGUGGUCUCAACUAUAUCCCGCCCACUUUCCCAGAUCCGUCAACUCGACCAGUCCCCGAUAUUUACGAGCGUCUAUGAUAUUGCAGUCAGUGAUUUGGAUUAUUUCGCUCGGUCCUCCACAAAUCAAGCCAAUGCCCUCUGGUCUGAUAGGAGCGAUGUGCAAUUGGUAUUGCAGAGGAUGCGCAUUUAGAUAUUCAGGGAUUGUUAUACUAGCCUGUUGUCUUCAAUCGAGAUUAUAAGUGUUUUUUCG